Molecule: messenger RNA, 1320 nt
Organism: Dissoconium aciculare CBS 342.82
Lineage: Eukaryota; Fungi; Ascomycota; Dothideomycetes; Mycosphaerellales; Dissoconiaceae
Exons: 1
Coding region: 17-1189 (390 amino acids)
Source: RefSeq, a predicted model, not a curated record
CACAAUAUCACCUUCUAUGGCGCCUAGCCGAUGCAUGCCAAAUGACGAUGACUGCGCCUUCUAUUUCUUUCGAUCCAACUUGGGCAAUUACAAUACUACUUCCAACAUUACUCAAUGGCUCGAUGUCCAAUGUGGGCUCCCAGUAGACUUUCCCAAGCCUUGUAUUAUACAAGGGGGCCCUGCACAGCUGCUUUACUUUCCGGUCUCUGAAAGUAAUCGAGAAAUCUGUCCCACCACGAGCGCAGCAUUACUGCAGCAGCUUCCACAAAACGCGGCGGCGAACAACGCUCCUCCCAUCACGACCCUAGGCCGCACCUUCUCUGCUGGGUCGGCCUACAUCUCGUUCGAAACGUUAUAUGCCGGGUUUAGAAGUCAUGAUGUACCUGGCGGCGAGGCCGUACAGAUCGGACCAACAUUCAGUAACGCCGUCUUCGAAUUUCGCUCCGACGAGAUUUCCACAAAUUGCUUUGCAACCAUCGACCCUGUCGCGACCACCACCGCAGGCUACGGGCUUGGGACGCAACUCAAUUUCGCUGACCUUAACCUGCCUGUUGCAGCAUCAGCGUACAAAUGUCAAAAUCAAUGUCGAUCUUGUACACCGUUUGUCCGUUCCACCGUUUGCUCAGCAAUAAAUGUUUGCACGACAAUCUGGGACAACUUCAACCCCCUACUCGCUGUGCCGACACGUCUCCGUGAGAUUGUCCCGGAGUGGUCCACCUGCUCAUUUUGGGACGACCGUAUCGCAAAUAUCAUAUUUGAUCCUCCAAUCGCUUUGCAAGUUGCAGAUGCUCCAGCACAGGCCACUUUGCCUUCAUGGUUGAUGACUGCUAUGUCUGCUCGUCCGGCGUCAGUCUCGGCGACACCGACGACGACAGCACUUCAGGAAACUCUUGAUACGGUACAGUCGUGGUCUUUAACUGGUAGUCAAAGGCUCCCUAUCCAACCAACUACAGCAGUCUCGUCGAUACCGAGCGCCACAUCUACCACAACAUAUUCAUCUAAUAGACGGACCGGAGCUUCUGAAAAUCCGACGUCAAGUUUAACGACACCGAAUACAACUUCGCCCUUCAACAAUGCGGCCAUUGGCAGCAGCUCGAAGCUCCGAGAGAUCGGUUGGACUUAUGCAUAUGUGGCUGUCUUGUUCUUCGGAACGCUGCUUGGUAGCUUGCUUGAGCAAUUUGAUGCGUGAUGAAUUAUUGAUCAGGUUGAAUGUAGACAUGGUUCAAUCAUGACGAAGGAUUUAGAGCGAGAUCGUUAGAUUAGAAAAUAAAUGUGUCGUCAUUGCCAUUUUAAUGUCCUUGCGAGGCUAUGCUCGAAGUC